AAACCUCACCUACUCUCGCGGGUCCUCAGCGUUCUCCUGCGGAACCUUUGAACCGCGUACUCGAGCCCACAGGGGAAAAGCAGCGGAAGGGGCCUUUCGGAACGAUUCGGAGCGAAAGGAAGUGGAACAAACGCGGAACCAUGGCCGCUAUGGUUGCUGUUUGCGGUGGUCUAGGGAGGAAGAAGUUGACACGCUUGGUAACGGCUGCUGUCAGCCUUACACAUCCCGGGACUCACACGGUGCUUUGGAGAAGAGGUUGUUCACAAUAUAAACAGGUAUCCAGCAACGAGGACCUGGUCUUUGUGGGAAGAAACAGAAAGAAAUCACAAAAGCAAUUAAGAGAGCUCAAAUACUGGGGUUUAUGCCAGUUACAUACAAGGAUCCUGCAUAUCUCAAGGACCCUAAAGUUUGUAACAUCAGAUAUCGAGAAUAAAUUAUAUCACAUUUCCACCAAUAAACUUAUUUUACAGUAAGUGGUUGUAUGAUGCCAAUAUUGACUCAAACCAAACUUUGGAUACAAAAGUGUUUGAGGAGUGAGGUAAAGAGUGACACUUCCCUUCAUACCAAUGUCCAUUAAGCAGAUUGCUUAUUUAAAAUGUUAACACUCAUCACAUUUUACAUAUGUUGAAUAAAAGUGGUUCUGUGUGAUUUUCAUUUAUAUCUGAUUCCCAAAUAGCUCAUACAAUAAUCCAUUCAAUUGAAUGGAAUUAAAACUGCUCAGAAUGAUUUUCCAACUAGCAAAUGUAAGUAUGCCUGGUUAAGGUAUCUUCCCUUUGUAGAAAUGUUACAUUGGGAUGGAUAGUGGUGUUGUCACAGGAGGACAAAAUAUUCCUAGACAAGUCUAUCCUCAAACCAGUAGUGUCUUUUACAUAAAGAUGAUUUACACCUAAUAGACAUUGAAUAUGAUAGACAUGUAUGUAUGUAUGUACCAAUUCUGAGUUCCACUGGCCUAUCCCAAAUACACUGGAUUACCAGGCUUGUACUGUAUUCAAACUGAUGGAUUUGCUAAAUUUUGUGCAAAGGACUCUAGGGGAGAGAUUACUGUUUGUGUUGCAUUAUAGUUGUGUAAUAAUUAAGGCUGCCAGAUUUAGCAAGUACAAAUGUAGGACAAAUUUAAAUUUUAGAUGAUGUUUUGCAAAUUUAUUGCAUGGUAUCCAGCAUUUUAUCUGGCAACUCUAGCCAUAAUGUACUU
This is a messenger RNA of Mandrillus leucophaeus (drill), 1192 nucleotides long. It is a transcript of the gene MRPS18C, whose product is annotated as mitochondrial ribosomal protein S18C. The record is from RefSeq and is a predicted model, not a curated record. The transcript has 4 exons. Gene Ontology annotation, molecular function: structural constituent of ribosome; small ribosomal subunit rRNA binding. Gene Ontology annotation, biological process: mitochondrial translation. Gene Ontology annotation, cellular component: ribosome; mitochondrial small ribosomal subunit. Lineage: Eukaryota; Metazoa; Chordata; Mammalia; Primates; Cercopithecidae. The coding region runs from base 141 to 473 and encodes 110 amino acids.